Messenger RNA from Emiliania huxleyi CCMP1516, 2067 nucleotides. RefSeq lists its product as hypothetical. The record is from RefSeq and is a predicted model, not a curated record. Gene Ontology annotation, molecular function: acyltransferase activity, transferring groups other than amino-acyl groups. The transcript is spliced from 2 exons. The coding region runs from base 5 to 2020 and encodes 671 amino acids. Lineage: Eukaryota; Haptophyta; Isochrysidales; Noelaerhabdaceae.
GACUAUGGAGAUCUCCGUCCAGGCGGCAGGUGCCGACCACGACGCGCUCGUCGCGAAGAACUGGAAGAAGCAGUGGUUGGCCAACGGUCGCGAGGAGAGCGGCAUCACUGCGGACCAGAUGGACAAGAUGCUCGCCUACAUCAAGGCGGCGCGCUCCGACCUGUGCCAUCAAUCGUUCGUGGCGGUCUCGCCAUCCGGAGUGGUGGUCGGCUCGGCCGCGUGCCAGCUUUGGUCCGGUCCCGCGCCACAGUUCGACGGUGACAAGGCGGGCACGGUAUGGGGGGUGUUCGUCGAGCCCGAGCACCGGCGGCGAGGGGUGGCGACGCGGCUCAUGCAAGCGGUGAUUAAGCACUGGACCUCGAUUGGCUGCCAGCGAGGUGUCCUGCUGUGCGCCUCAGAGGAGGCGCGCCGCGUCUACGAACGGCUCGGCUUCGGGCCGGGGCACAUGCUGCUGCUGGAACUCCAGCCGAGUGAUGCCGCCGCGCCUGCUCCGAGCUCCGUCACCCUCGAGACGGCGCACGGCGCAGAGGCCGACAUGCUGCUGCUGGAACUCCAGCCGAGUGAUGCCGCCGCGCCUGCUCCGAGCUCCGUCACCCUCGAGACGGCGCACGGCGCAGAGGCCGACGCGCACGUCCUCCGCCAUCUUCGCGCCAAGCACCUGGAGGAGCGAGCCCCAGGAGCCAGCCGCUGGGCCGGGGAGGAGCUCCCUGAGCGAGCUGCUGCCUUCGUCAAAGGGGCGCGGGAGCGGCUCGAGUACGCGGUCUGCGUGGCUCGCGACGCCACGGGCGCAGUUGUGGGCUGCGCGUCGAGCAACGUGUGGGAGGGUCCUGGGUCGAACAACCACUCGUGGCAGACGCUGAUCAAACUCGGCGUCGUGUGGGGCCUGCAUGUCGAUCGCGAGCAGCGCGAGCGCGACGCGGUGGCGGCGGCGCUGCUCGAGCACGUGGUCGCUCGGUGGAGGGAGACGGGCUGCACCAAGGGCUUCGUGAUGGCCGCUUCGGACGCCGAGGCGGCCCUCUUUCGACGGGCGGGCUUCGAGGCGCACAAUGCCAUGACCAUCGAGCUCGGCCGCGCACCUAGCCCGACGUCGCCAAUCGACCUCCUCCGCGGAGUGCCCGCGUCGCGCCUCGCGCUGCUGCGGCUCGCGCUGCCGCAGAUGGUCGAGGCGGCACUGCCCGCCACGGGUGCGGGCAGGGAGCUUGCCGCCGCGGUGGUGGAGGCGCAGGCGGCCACUGGCACCCACAUCGACCCCGAGUCCAACUGGUACACGAAAAACAUCGCCAGGUUUGGCGGCGGCUUCGACAUGAAGGCGUUGACUGCGCAGCCGGGGCUGCUCGCCGCCAAAUUCGACCGGAUGGCGAGCAAGUACGCAGUGUGGACCGUCGGCAACCGCUGCACCUACUACGAUUGGAUCGCGCGAUCGGCGCGCGCCGCGACCGAUGAGCUGCGAGGUGAAGGGGCGGUUCUGGACGUGGCCUGCGGGAUCGGUCUUCCGGGGCACCAGCUCCGCCUGUGCGGCUUCGAGGGCCACAUGAGCGGCACUGACCUCUCGGUCGGGAUGCUGGCGAGAGCACGGGAGCGGCGAGUCUACAACCGCCUCUUCCUCGCCGACGCCAACGCCGGCCUCGCCGCGGUCGAGUCGGAGAGCCUCGACCUCGUGCUCUGCGUUGGUGCGCUCGAACUCCUCGACCAUGCCAUCUGCCUCCCGGAGUUUGCCCGCGUGCUAAAGCCAAAGGGUGAGCUGUGGGCGAGCUUUCAGUGGGAGGACGCGGUCGACGAGAGCGGGGCCGCGAUCGCCAGCCCCACACGCCACCAGAACGUGGCGGGCGUGACGCUGUCCGAGCUCGCUGCGAAGCUAGAGAUGUCGGGCUUCGAUUUCGAUACGGCGCACGUUGAGAAGAGUCACUGCGCCUUCUACACGCCCUCGCCUGCGCAAGACGGCAGCUCCUUGCCUGUGCCGUACCUGUACGUGAAGGCGCGACUUGCAAGCGCACCGGCAGUCGCCCCGGCCGAUGUGUAAGGCGUUCGUAAGUGCUUGUCGGAUGUAGCUGAAAUGUACUGAAAGCG